AGCCUGGUACUAUGGACUCCGUUCGCUCUGGAGCGUUCGGGGAGAUAUUCAGACCCGACAAUUUCGUGUUCGGACAGUCAGGGGCUGGCAACAACUGGGCCAAAGGCCACUACACCGAGGGAGCCGAAUUAGUCGACUCUGUUCUCGACGUGGUCAGAAAGGAAGCCGAGAGUUGCGACUGUCUGCAAGGAUUCCAGCUAACCCACUCCCUGGGCGGUGGCACAGGAUCAGGCAUGGGCACCUUGCUCAUUUCCAAGAUCCGCGAGGAGUACCCUGACAGGAUUAUGGCUACCUUCUCCGUAGUCCCAUCCCCUAAAGUCUCCGACACGGUCGUGGAACCCUACAACGCCACCCUGUCGGUUCACCAGUUGGUUGAGAAUACCGAUCAAGCUUACUGCAUCGAUAACGAGGCCCUCUACGACAUCUGCUUCCGAACUCUGAAGCUUUCCACUCCGACGUACGGAGACCUUAACCACCUAGUGUCGGCCACCAUGUCUGGAGUUACCACGUGUUUGAGAUUCCCUGGUCAGCUAAACGCUGACCUGAGGAAACUAGCAGUGAACAUGGUUCCCUUUCCGCGUCUACACUUCUUCAUGCCUGGGUUCGCACCCCUAACGUCGCGGGGAAGCCAGCAAUACAGAGCGUUGACGGUGCCCGAGCUCACCCAGCAGAUGUUCGACGCGAAGAACAUGAUGGCUGCCUGCGAUCCGAGACACGGCAGGUAUCUGACCGUGGCUGCCGUUUUCCGUGGAAGGAUGUCGAUGAAGGAGGUGGACGAGCAGAUGCUGAACAUCCAAAACAAGAACAGCUCGUACUUCGUCGAAUGGAUCCCCAACAACGUGAAGACUGCCGUUUGCGACAUCCCACCUCGUGGUCUGAAAAUGUCUGCCACCUUCAUUGGAAACUCCACCGCUAUUCAGGAGCUGUUCAAGAGGAUCUCCGAGCAGUUCACCGCCAUGUUCAGAAGGAAGGCGUUCCUUCAUUGGUACACUGGCGAGGGAAUGGACGAGAUGGAGUUCUCGGAAGCGGAAUCGAACAUGAACGACCUGGUGUCGGAGUACCAACAGUACCAGGAGGCCACCGCGGAGGACGAGGGAGAGUUCGACGAGGAGGAAGAGGCGGAGGAGAAGUAAAACGAUUUCUCGACUUCUUCUCCUCGCUGUUCUCGCGGGACGGGGGGCCCUCGAUUGGCGACGAGGACAGCAAAUUUCUCGUGCAGGCUCGACGAGAACCGAAUCUUCCGAACGCACUAUACCGAAUUCUUCAAAAUGGGUUGUGGCUUUGUAUAACGUAUGUAGCGGACCCGUUCGCGCCGAUUUUUCUCAACGACACCUUUUUACGACCGAUUUUUGAUCGAUUUUUAUGCUUUGAUCGACUUUACAUAUAUAAUAUACGUGUAUACAUAUGUUGUAAGUGAUUUUAGAGAAAAUGUAUUACCUUUGUUGAACAUUUAAUAGACAUACUCUUUAUGGUA
Hylaeus anthracinus is the source of this 1474-nucleotide messenger RNA. Its product is annotated as tubulin beta chain-like. The coding region runs from base 12 to 1133 and encodes 373 amino acids. Gene Ontology annotation, cellular component: cytoplasm; microtubule. Lineage: Eukaryota; Metazoa; Arthropoda; Insecta; Hymenoptera; Colletidae. Gene Ontology annotation, molecular function: GTPase activity; structural constituent of cytoskeleton; GTP binding. Gene Ontology annotation, biological process: microtubule cytoskeleton organization; mitotic cell cycle. The transcript has a single exon. The record is from RefSeq and is a predicted model, not a curated record.